AAUGAUCUUAGACUCUCUCGACACUUCAGUCGACCCAUGCAAAGAUUUUUACUCUUUCGCCUGCGGGGGAUGGUUAAAUAAGACCAAGAUACCAAAGACGAAAUCCUCGUACGGAAGCUUCAAUUCAAUCAACGACAAGUUGCUGAAAACGUUGAAAGGCAUACUCGAAAGUAUACCCUAUCGCAAACAUCAACGUCAAAACGUCGCACACAAGGCUGCCAUAGCCUACCACACCUGCAAAGCUGUCACUAAAUCCUGUGACCGGGUCGAUGUCGUGUAUGACAUCAUGAACGCCUCUGCACUCGGUGACUGGCCCAUAACAAAGGAGAGCAUCAGCGACAUAAAGAGGCUGACCAACUGCUCCGAUCUCCUACUCAGGACUGGAUUCGGCCCAAUCCUGCGUUACGACAUUGGCCGAGAUAGCAAGAACCUCACGAAUUUCGUGAUUCAGAUUGACCAGAUGACUUUUCCAGUUGUAGGGCGAAAUCAGCUUAUCCAUCCAAACAAGACGGAGAACAAAAAAGUCAUGAAAGCUUACAAGCACCUCAUUGAAGCCGCCCUAGGAUUCAUGACAUUUAGCAUCAGUAAAUCAGAAAAAUCAAAAAUUGCGAGCCAACUGAUUGCUUUCGAAGGACAACUCGCGAACCUAACAGACCCACCUGAUAAAAGAAGAGAUUUCCUUUCUCUGUAUCGUAGGACAACAAUAACUGCGCUCCAACAUAACUUCUCGACUUUUCCCCUUUUAGAUCUCCUCAACUGGGAGUUCUCCAAGGCUGACAUAAUGCUCACCGAAGACGAGACAGUAGAACUGUACGCCAUGGACUACUACAAAAAGCUGGUCGGCUUUCUGGAGAGUACGAAUCCAGUACUGCUGUUCAACUAUAUAGGUCUUCGUAUCAUGUUGCUGUGGGCACCCCACGCUUCCCGCGAUAUUCGGGAUGCCCUAUUCGGUGUCAAGAAAGCAACAUCAGGGAUACAGGAGCUACCUCCCAGGUGGAAAGAGUGCACCAAUCUCAUCAACGAUGCGAUGAUGGAGGUUACAGGUUACUUAUACGUAAAAGAGAAGUUCAGUCCUGAAGCAAAAACCGAGGUUGAAGAUCUGGUCAAAAGACUUAAAGAGGUUUUCAAAUCAUCACUCGAAGAGAACCGCUGGAUGGACAAAGAGACUAAACAAAAGGCUUUGCUCAAGGUUCCCCAGCUGGACCCUACCCACGCGUUCUUGAAAAUAUGGCAUUACAUCGCAGUGAACAACGGAAGAAAAAAGCUAGAGAAAUUGCGCGAGCCUUACAACAAGGAUUUGGAGUGGAUAGUCGGAGCAGCGGUUGUGAACGCGUUCUACGACCCGGCCACGAAUGAAAUGGUGUACCCAACAGGUAUUCUCCAAGGAGUAUUCUACCAGCACGGACUUCCACGAUCCAUCAACUUCGGGGCCAUCGGCACAGUGGUUGGGCACGAAAUGACCCACGGCUUCGAUGACACAGGAAGCCAGUUUGACGCAAACGGGAGGUUGGAACAGUGGUGGACGAAUGAAACUCGAACCAAGUUUGACCAAAAGGCACUGUGCUUCAAGCGUCAGUAUGGGAGCAUCAGUGUCGCGAGUCUGAACCUUACGCUAAACGGGAACAAUACAGUAGGAGAAAAUAUAGCCGACAACGGGGGCAUCAGGACUGCUUUCAAGGCUUACGACAAUCUGCUCAAAGAACAGCAUCAUGAGGACACACGUCUAGAGGGCUUGGAAAACGUGUCUGGAAAGCAGUUGUUCUUCAUAUCGAAUGCAAUGGUGUGGUGCAACAAGGCUCGCGAAGGAUAUCUACGAGAGCUUAUACAGUACGACCCACACUCACCAAACCAAUACAGGAUCAAUAUUCCAAUGGGAAACAUGGAAGCGUUUUCCAGGGUAUUUAAAUGUUCUGAGAAGUCCAAAAUGUACCGCCAAAAAAGGACCGUUGCAUGCUAUGGUGACCACGAGACUAUCAGCGUAGAAUGCGACAGCCGAACACCAAAGAUAUUCACCUUCUUCUUCGUCUUCAAGAGCAGUCCCGAGCGCGUGGCGCACAUCAGCCGGGUCCAGCUGGGUGCUCGGGCCAUCAUCGUCGUCUCUGCGCAACACUAG
Molecule: messenger RNA, 2113 nt
Organism: Rhipicephalus microplus (southern cattle tick)
Lineage: Eukaryota; Metazoa; Arthropoda; Arachnida; Ixodida; Ixodidae
Product: neprilysin-1-like
Biological process (GO): protein processing
Cellular component (GO): plasma membrane
Molecular function (GO): metalloendopeptidase activity
Source: RefSeq, a predicted model, not a curated record